Haliotis rufescens (red abalone) is the source of this 960-nucleotide messenger RNA. Its product is annotated as sodium- and chloride-dependent glycine transporter 2-like. Gene Ontology annotation, biological process: sodium ion transmembrane transport. Gene Ontology annotation, cellular component: membrane. The record is from RefSeq and is a predicted model, not a curated record. NCBI's taxonomy places the organism in Eukaryota, Metazoa, Mollusca, Gastropoda, Lepetellida, Haliotidae. Bases 1 to 960 code for a protein of 319 amino acids. The transcript is spliced from 8 exons.
AUGGACAGACAAAGAGACAAUGGCGUUGCUCGGGACAUGGGACAUAUGGGCGUGAUGAACCGACACAGCUCAUGGGGUCAACAAUUAAGAUAUGGCACUCUGAGGGUGUCCAGUGGAAUCAACAACUUCGGGUCAGUCCAGGUUCAUCUCCUUCUCUGUAACCUUGCUUCCUGGGUUGUAGUGUUCCUCUGUCUCAUGAAAGGCAUCAGGUCUGUAGGAAAGGUGGUAUAUGUGACUGUAUUGGUGCCGUAUAUCCUUCUGACGAUGCUGCUCAUAAGGUCGUGCAUGAUGCCGGGAUCAGGGGAGGGAAUACUGUACUUCUUACGUCCAGACUUCUCACGACUAGCUUCUGUUCAGGUGUGGUUAGAAGCGCUGCUCCAAGGUUUCUAUUCAACGAGCGUUACGUACGGCGCACUCAUCACCAUGAGCAGCUACAACAACUUCUACAACAGACCUUUGAAAGACGUUGUGUUAGUUACCGUCAUUGGUGAAGUAAGUAGUAUACUCUGUGGUUUGGUGGUCUUCUCCACACUGGGCUUCAUGGCACACCAGGCGCAGAUACCGAUAUCAGAAGUUGUAUCCUCAGGUUCUGGUCUCGGAUUCAUCAUCUACCCAGAGGCCAUUGCCCAGCUUCCUGUGUCUCAACUGUGGGCAGUCCUCUUCUUCAUCAUGCUCUUUAUGAUGGGAAUAGAUUCUAUGUUUGGUCUAACGGAAACGACCACAGCUGGACUCAUAGAGGCGUGUCCAAAAUACCUUCAACAACGACGAAUGUGUGUCACUGCUGGAGUGUGUCUCGUUGGCUUCGUUGUGUCCAUUCCCUUUGUAACCGAGGGUGGGAUUUACCUCUUCCAACUGAUGGAGUGGUACGCCUCCUCCUUUAGCACACUGCUCAUUGGCUGUCUCGAGUGUGUCGUCAUCAACUGGAUCUAUGGUAAAACCAUGUGGCACAAUUUGCGAUAA